AUGUAUCGGGAUGAGAUCAAGGCGAAACGUACCAAGAAGAUCAAAUCAAAAUCGUAUCGCAGAAUACUCAAUAAAAGGAGGGGGAAACUGAAAUAUGCGAUUGAAGAGGUUUUGGCUCAUGAGCGCGGCGGCAUGCCGAAUGAAGAAGAUGUUGUCGAGAGGGAGAGGAAAAGGGUGGAAGAGAAAGACUUGAAGACAUGGGCGGGAUAUGGCACAGGGUUCAAAAGAGCUUCGAAUGAGCUUCAAAUGGGGAUUGCUGGGAACGCAGUUCCCCAGGAGGACGAGGAGUUUGAAUGUGGUGGUCACAGGGAGGAGGAUGACGUGUUUAACGGAGAUUAGAAGUUAGCAAGGCAGCGGUUACUUGCAGAUCUAGAAAAAACUGGAGAAGGGAAGUGAUUCGGCCAAUGGUCAACACAACAAGGGCAAGUUGGCAGACCUUAAGUUAAUGCGAAAUGACGAAGCUUAAAAGAGGAGGGGAAGGAUGAUCUCCAGCUCUGGAGAAAAGCAGAAAUCAGCAGCCAGGAAGCCGAAGCCAAAAAGGUUUGAGUUCGGGAUUCGGGAAGGCUGAAUGCGCGACGAUGGGGAUGGCAAGGGUGGUGCGGAGGAAGCCGUAGUUACAAUAGCCAACAAGACGCCUUCCAAUACACCCAAGAAUCCUUUCUCGCUAUGUGGAGGAUCGCCGCUACAGCUUUCUAGCCAGAAAGCCAAGACCAGCGAAAGGGGCAGUACUUUAUCACAGCCUGUACCAGAAGGAGGGGAGGGGAAGGUGACCCCAGAGCCCAACCCAUGGCUCGCUCAAGGCUCCAGUUCCAUCCUCGUUAUACCAACAGCUCAGGCUUUGGUAUCUGACAGGCAAGAAUCCAAGAAUGCAAAGGUCUACUCCUAGCUCACCAAGGAUCAAUAACCAUCAGCCGAAGACUGAAUUGGCCCCAAAGCGGAUAUAGAGGUUCAUGUGAAUGCCACACUUAAACUUGCCUCAACAAAGUGCGGGGCCAACGGCGAUGGUGGUGGCAAGGAGACGAAUGAGGGUGCCAAAGGUUCCAUCAAUAUGAUGCCAA
Molecule: messenger RNA, 1058 nt
Organism: Tuber melanosporum (Perigord truffle)
Lineage: Eukaryota; Fungi; Ascomycota; Pezizomycetes; Pezizales; Tuberaceae
Exons: 2
Coding region: 1-339 (112 amino acids)
Source: RefSeq, a predicted model, not a curated record